Lampris incognitus (smalleye Pacific opah) is the source of this 4071-nucleotide messenger RNA. It is a transcript of the gene tspan31, whose product is annotated as tetraspanin 31. The transcript is spliced from 6 exons. NCBI's taxonomy places the organism in Eukaryota, Metazoa, Chordata, Actinopteri, Lampriformes, Lampridae. Gene Ontology annotation, cellular component: membrane. The record is from RefSeq and is a predicted model, not a curated record. The coding region runs from base 62 to 700 and encodes 212 amino acids.
CCAUAAUUUAACAACUGCGAUUUCGGCCUGGUCACUGAUUCAGACGAUAGACUUUUCGAAUAUGGUCUGUGGCGGAUUCACCUGCUCCAAAAAUGCGCUUUGUUCCCUGAAUGUGGUUUACAUGCUGGUCGGGCUGCUGCUGAUUGGAGUAGCAGCAUGGGGGAAGGGGUUCGGCCUGGUGUCUACUAUCCACAUCAUUGGCGGGGUCAUCGCGGUAGGCGUCUUCCUACUUCUCAUUGCGAUUGUGGGGCUCAUUGGGGCCAUCCACCACCACCAAGUUAUGCUCUUCUUUUAUAUGGUCAUUCUUUUCAUUGUUUUCCUCUUUCAAUUUGGGGUUUCCUGUUCUUGUCUGGCAAUGAAUCGCGGGCAGCAGGAGGCGCUGCUAAACUCUACUUGGGGAAUGAUGAACAACACGACCAAAGCAGAUCUGGAGACCCAGCUGGACUGCUGUGGAUUGCUCAACACCACUGUUAGUCGAGCACAGUUUGACCAGGAUGUGCUGAGCUGCCGAGCUCCAUGCAAAAAGACCGGUGCCUGUCUCACCUGUGGGGACAAGAUGUUGUAUCACGCCACAGAGGCUCUCAAGAUCCUUGGAGGGGUUGGACUCUUCUUCAGCUUCACAGAAAUUCUUGGUGUCUGGCUGGCUGUGCGCUACAGGAACCAGCAGGAUCCCAGGGCAAAUCCAAGUGCUUUCCUAUAGUUGCACCCUCGCACACAAUGCAAUAUCAUUGAUGCAGUUGCAGACACACUGGUACACAUAGAAUCAUGCACAUCUAGAAGCAGACAUUCAGGCUAACAGUACAGAGUGACACAAACAACUAUCCUAUAGAACAGACAAAUGCACACAGCACCCGGUAAGCACUGAGAACCUCACACUUCCACAUGGGACUGAAGCGCAUUUUAAGAAACACAGCAAACUUUGUCGUUCCACAGCUCUUGUCAUUAAGUUCACGAUUAUUGAAGAACCCAGGCUGGUGGAUCUGGAUGCUUAUGAAUGAAAGGAGAAAGUGUUUUACCAACUUGUUGGUAUCACGUUGCAGCCUUGAUUUGAGUACCAGGUUCCUGAUUAUGGCUCUGUAGAUUCCAACCGUGCAACAAACAAUUGACCUCUCUUCUGCAUGUCCUACUGCUGCACAGACACACCGUCUGUUGUUGAUUCCAUUCUGCACUCUGAAUGAAUGUGCAGCACCCUAAAACAAACUUGGAUGCACCUUCCUCCAAAAUCGUCCCUCUGUUUUUUAUGUAGUGCUAACACCUACGACAAAUAUGGUCCUUUUUAUCAGUGCGUACAGUGGCAUGUAGAACUACGUAUCCAUAAAUGUCAAAUGUGAUGAGACGUUAUUUCAUCUCAAAGUUGGCUCACAUAUAGGAAAAAGGAAGGUAUGCAUUGGAUGUGUGGGGUGAAGUAGUUUUUUUUUUUUAACACUUAGGUUUUCUUUGUGUCUUUGCAAAUGAGGUAAGGCCAUAAAUUCUGAGAUUGUUGGAGUUCAGGAACUAACAAUAGGUUUUAGAUCAUGCAGUUGUUGGUCAAUAAUCAGGUUUAAAUAUUUAUUAACCUCUGUAACUGAGCCAACUAACUUGAACAGUCACAGAUAUUAAGAUGCCAAUGGACUGCAGCCUUCACGUUGUACAUAAUCCUCAAAUAGUUCACAAAGUCGUGAGGCCGGUUUGCUCUGUAGUUCCCCCUUCCAAUAUGAUUUUGCCUGCAUUAGCCUGUUUUUAGAAGACCACCCAUUCUAUAUUUAAUGCUCCUUUGUAUUGCACAGUGAUGUUGAGUAGUGUAGAAACAAGGGUUCAGGUACAAUUCAUAACCUGCUAUGUAAUUGGAUGAAAUGGCAAUGAAAGAAAUUUUAGUUGGGUGUUUCUGAAAUGAAUUAACUGGGUAAAACUGGUGGAAACUGCCUAUUGCAAACCCAAUGUUUUGUCUCUUUUUAUAGUGUUAAUUGUAUAAACAUAUACUGUUCAUCUUAUUCUGGUGGAUAAUAUUGGCUGCAAUCUUUUUUAUUAAUUGUAAAAUGUUUUUGGUGUGAUUAUGUUGGAAUUGUUAUAUUCUUCUUUUUUUUGUCCAGCAGUGUUAAAUGUGUGUGUAAAAACUUGUUUUAUGCAUUUUAAGACUAUUUAAAGGUAGAACGAGUAGGUUUUGUUGGUUGUGGUUUGUAAAGCUAAUAUUCAGAGUCCCCCCCCCCCCCCCGCUCAACAACACCAGAAAUGUGUGACCCCUGACCACAGUAGCCAGAACACAUCCCAAUGUACAACAGGCCCAGCUCCACGUCGCUCUUCAUUCCCAUCCUCUCCUUCGAUGCUCACCAGUGAAUGAAAGCCAACUCCAGAUUCACUCCCAUUGUGGAAUGAGCUUUGUCCACUUGGUGUUUCACCUCACUAUAUUUGCGUUUUUUUUUGGCUCUGUGUCCGCCAUUGUCAUAGCGCCCUCGUGGAUGUGUGCUUACAAUCUUGGUGUGGCACAUGGUCGCCAGGGUCGGCACCAGAGCAUAAGGAACAGACGGGCAAUCAACUUUGACCGGGGGGGGGGCAUUUUUUGUUCACCUCACUUAGCUUUUAUAAAGUGUAUAAUUGAUAUGUUUCAUGAAAGAAAAAUUAUGAUAGAGAGGUGUGCAUACCUACUGUCACUUACACACAACGGUGGGCACGCACCACGUCCAUAAAACCAGAGGUUAUAAGCUAAGAUGCACAGGGGGAAAUCCAUUAACUAUUUUGCAUUUAAUACAGUAUUGCACGAGGCAAUUCUACAUAAUGAAUAAACCUAUACAUUGGGCCACCACCUUCACAGGUUACACAACAAAUUAAAGGAUAAACAUCCUUUAGGCCACAUCAACAACUGGUAUACAUACCUAUACAACCAUAUGCGCGCUCAUCCAGACGUAGCCACAGUUACUUACACAAGUGCAAGCAAUACCACUCUUAAACAGCAGAGUGUACAAAGCAGGGGAGACAUUUUCCCAAGGUGCAUAAGUGGAUUUACGAACUUGCCACUAGAACAGCUGGUGUUGCCGACUGAGUGCAGAAUCUCCUCUCAACACAACUUCUUUCCAUUCGUUUCGCAUUUUUCGAGUGAGAUCAUGCUCAAAAGCUAGCUGCACAAGCUGACUCUUGCGACUCUGCAGCAUUGCAUGUCUGUGAUUGGUUAAAAUGUUAUUUAAUGUAGAGAAUGAGUUUUCAGGAAUCGGGAACAUCCUGUCAGACCACCCUUAGUGUUUCCUUUUCGGGUGCAGCUCCGGGCAGGGCUGUGGCCCUUGGGCCCACCGGACGCAGCAGACCAGGCUCCCUUAGUCAAUCCAAUGAUAGCUCUCCCAGCCAGACAGGCACCUUUAACACACCUCCCCGCACUCCACAUGAUAACACUAAAAACACAGUCAAUGCUAGGCGAGGCUGCCACCCUAGGUGUUAUGACAGCCGCCGGUCUGCAUGGCCUGGCCCCUCAAGGCCCGCUCAUAACACUGACACUGCUGGUUGCUACGUUUUGAUAAGAGUCCCGCUGCCCAAAAGUUAAUACCCAGAAACAGCCCAUACACAGCAAAAUAAGAAAAUACAGGCAGAGGACAGGGUCUCUGCAGAUACAGACACCCCACCACGCAUGUCUAGUGGAGAAACGAUGAUUGAGAAGGAUUAUUUUUGUAUAAGUCUAUAUACAUUGAUUUUUAGGAAAAUCCUACUCGUUCUACCUUUAAGCGCUCAUAACACAACGGGCAAAAAUUAUGUUUUAAUUUGACACUUGACCAGGUAUUUGACUGUUUUAAUAAUACCCCCCCAGGGGAAAAAACUGCUCGCUUAUUGCAUCUAUUCUUUUAGCAUUUCUUCAAUUCUUUUUAAAAAAAAAAUUUUAAUUUAAGGACUUACAAUAAUUGUAAGUACGCCGUUUUACUUGAACCCUGAUUGUGCUGAUAUUGAUUUCCUGCUGCUGGUGUGGGGUGAUAGCUGGUGUAAAUAAGCAGUUUUACUUUUACACAUUAUGGCGCCAUAUGUACACCUCACUUUGAAUUUGUGUGCACUUGUUAUUCAAACCACCCUCUUGAACUUUUCAGACCUGAUUUUACAAAUAAAAAUGUCUCAAAA